UAAAGACAAUACAUAAUCAUGAAUGGAAAUAAAGAUACAGCACUUUCCUCGAAUUUUUAUAAAAAUAAGACAAUUUUAGCACCUAUGGUAAGAAUAGGAACACUUCCUAUGCGUUUACUUGCAUUAAGAUAUGGAGCCGAUAUUGUUUAUACAGAAGAAUUAAUAGAUUGGAAAUUUUUAAGAUCUAAAAGACGUAUUAAUGAUGUGUUAGGUACUGUCGAUUAUGUUGACCAAACGGAUGGCACGAUAGUUUUCAGAACAUGUCUUGAAGAAAAACCAAAACUGGUUCUACAAAUUGGUACAUGUGAUCCUGAACGAGCUCUUAAAGUCGGCCUCAUGGUACAGGAUGAUGUAUCAGCCUUAGACAUAAACAUGGGUUGUCCCAAAGAAUUCUCAAUAAAAGGCGGUAUGGGUGUAGCCUUGUUAGCAAAACCCGAGAAAGCCAGAGUGAUAUUAAAAACUUUAGUAGACGGUUUAAGAAUACCCGUUAGUUGCAAAAUUCGGAUUUUGUCUACUACACAAGACACGAUAGACUUGGUUAAAUCUUUUGAGGCUACUGGAAUAUCUGCAAUAGGCAUCCACGGUCGUACAUGGGAGGAAAGGCCACAACACAAGGUUCAUCCGGAUGUGAUAAAAGCUGUUGCUGAAGAAAUUGGCAUCCCCGUCAUAGCCAAUGGUGGUUCAAAAGAAAUAGAAAAGCAUGAAGAUAUUGAAAAAUUUCGAGAGUCAUGCGGUGCCAGCAGUGUAAUGAUAGCACGAGCUGCCGAAUGGAAUUGUUCAAUAUUUAGAAAAAACGGUUUGCUGUGUAUGGACGAUGUUAUAAAGGAAUAUUUAAAAAUCGCUGUAGAUUAUGAUAACUCGCCUUCAAAUACUAAAUAUUGCAUACAGAAUAUAUUGAGGGAGCUACAAGAUACUCCAAGGGGCAGGAAGUUUUUAGAUUGCCAAACUUUAGAACAAAUAUGUGCGAUUUGGGACAUGGGUGAAUACUGUCGAUCCAAACAAAACGAGUACAGACUAGCAGGACUCCAAGGACGUUGGCAAGUCGAUCCUGGCAAUUUGGAACCUAGCAACAAAAGAAUAAAAAUUAGCGAAAAUAUAGAAAAUAACGAAAAUCUUAUAGAAAUGAAAAUGGCAUUUUUGAGAGUCAAUUUUCCUAUUGAUACUGAUUUACCGAAAUGCAAACUACAUACGUGGGCACAAAAACAAAACUUUGACCUGCCCACUUACGAAACACACAGGGAGGAUAAAUUAUUUAGGACUGUGCUGACGUUUCGAGGAAAAUCUUAUACUUCUUCAUACUGGGAGAAAAAUAAACGUUUUGCAGAACAAGGUGCAGCUUUAGUAUGUCUUUGCGCUUUAGGUUUAGUUGAAACAUCAACUUUACUAGACAAUGGCAGUUUAUUUGCUUAAAUUUUUAAU
Messenger RNA from Ctenocephalides felis (cat flea), 1419 nucleotides. RefSeq names its product tRNA-dihydrouridine(20) synthase [NAD(P)+]-like (gene Dus2). The record is from RefSeq and is a predicted model, not a curated record. The transcript is spliced from 6 exons. The coding region runs from base 19 to 1410 and encodes 463 amino acids. Gene Ontology annotation, cellular component: cytoplasm. Lineage: Eukaryota; Metazoa; Arthropoda; Insecta; Siphonaptera; Pulicidae. Gene Ontology annotation, molecular function: tRNA binding; tRNA dihydrouridine synthase activity. Gene Ontology annotation, biological process: tRNA dihydrouridine synthesis.